This is a messenger RNA of Cucumis sativus (cucumber), 1445 nucleotides long. RefSeq names its product NAC domain-containing protein 26. The transcript is spliced from 4 exons. Gene Ontology annotation, molecular function: DNA binding. NCBI's taxonomy places the organism in Eukaryota, Viridiplantae, Streptophyta, Magnoliopsida, Cucurbitales, Cucurbitaceae. The coding region runs from base 222 to 1103 and encodes 293 amino acids. The record is from RefSeq and is a predicted model, not a curated record. Gene Ontology annotation, biological process: regulation of DNA-templated transcription.
UCUUUCUCUCUCUAGAUACAUUUCUUCACCACCUUUCCUUUGCCACAAAGCUUUAGCUCUCUCUGUAUAAUCAACAAAGAAGAAGAAACUCUCUACAAAGCUUUAGGUCUCUCUGUAUAAUCAACAAAGAAGAAAAAACUCUCUACAAAAAUCACUCAAAAUAGAAGAAGGAUUCAUUACUGAGGCACUUGUGGGGAUCAGUAGUGAAGGUUGGGGAGAAGAUGAAUACAAUUCCACAUGUUCCUCCAGGCUUUAGAUUUCAUCCAACAGAUGAAGAACUCAUUGAUUAUUAUUUGAGAAAAAAAAUUUCUUCAAAAAAGAUUGAUUUGGAUGUCAUCAAAGAUGUUGAUCUCUACAAAAUUGAGCCAUGGGAUCUUCAAGAAUUGUGCAGAAUGGGAAAUGAAGAUCAAGAAGAUUGGUAUUUCUUCAGCCACAAAGACAAGAAAUAUCCAACAAGCACAAGAACUAAUCGAGCUACAAAAGAAGGGUUUUGGAAAGCAACAGGAAGAGACAAGGCUAUUUACUCAAGGCAUGGCCAUGGCUUAAUUGGAAUGAGAAAAACCCUAGUCUUCUAUCGAGGACGAGCCCCCAACGGCCAAAAGUCGGAUUGGAUCAUGCAUGAAUAUAGACUCGAAACAACCGAAAAUGGACCUUCUCAGGAAGAAGGAUGGGUGGUGUGUAGGGUUUUCAAGAAGAAAAUGACAACAAUCCAAAAGAUGGGUGACUAUGAAUCACCUUAUUGGCAAGAUCAUGAUCAAAUCUCCUUCAUGCCAGACAUCGAUUCUCCAAAUCAAAUCUCUCACCUUUGCAAGCAUGAGGUUGAUGAUCAUCAUCAUCUUCACUUUGCCAUGUUCGACAAUGCUUCCCUUCAGCUCCCACGACGUCCCGAGCUGAUCUCUGACGUCUCGUCAAGCAGCUAUGAUCUCCGAGCAAACGCUCCUUCCUCGUCUCAAACAUUCUUUCAUGCCUUCGAUAGCCAGUCGAUGGAUUGGCGAGCCAUGGACCGAUUUGUCGCAUCUCAGCUGAGUGCAGAUCGAGAUGAUGAUCAUAGAAGAGAAGAAGAAGCAAUUUACUCUGAAGACACCAAAUAUACAAGUGAAUGAUCCAACUGAAAAGCAUGGACUAUGGAGCUAUUUUUCCUACAGCUUAAAUGAAUAGCUCUCUAUUAAUUGGAGCUGAAUAAAUGUUUUAUAUAGUAAGAAAAAACUUACAUAUUUAUGUUACCUACAAAAAUUUUAUAUUUAAAAUAAUCGAGCACAUAUCCAUAUACUCAAUAUUAAUGUGCUGUUUCAUGCAUACAUGCGAUUAAAGUGCCAUAUAUAUAUAUGUAUGAGCAAACUUCAGAAAUAAUAUAAGAAGUUUGUACUUUUUUUUAUGUCCAUAUAUUAACAUACUAAUGAAAACAAUUAUUAAUUAGUAUCAUUCAGGUACUAUAGAUCUCUUCA